Molecule: messenger RNA, 595 nt
Organism: Condylostylus longicornis
Lineage: Eukaryota; Metazoa; Arthropoda; Insecta; Diptera; Dolichopodidae
Product: protein PBDC1
Exons: 3
Coding region: 128-589 (153 amino acids)
Cellular component (GO): cytoplasm
Source: RefSeq, a predicted model, not a curated record
CCGGGCCUGUAUUUCUGUCAGCCGCGGUCGUGGCCUAACUGUCUAACCACACUUUUAAAAUGAUUAAUUUUAAACCACCAAGCAACUUUUGUCUAAGUGUUCUGUCAGUUUUAAAAUAAUUUUUAAAAUGGAUAUAUUAUCAAGGCCAGCUGAAGAAUUUGUUAAUCAAAGUAUCGUUGAAGAAAUGUGGGCGACCAAGGCAAUGGAACAUGCGGAAAUUUACUUUAAUCUGAUAUGCAGCGUAGACCCUAGAACUUUAAGACUUUGUCCUUACGAUGAUACUGUUUAUACCACAUUUAGACAGGACUUUCCAAAUUUAAAAAUUGGAAAAAUAAGUGAUGAUGAUUUAAAAUCAGAAGAGUCUAAAGUGAAAUGGAGAAUUUUUAUUGAAAAAUUCAACAAGAUGCAAAAUUUUUCUUAUGGUACGUUAUUAAGAUGCGAUGCUUCAAAGGAAUUUUCUUCUGAUAAUUCAAUUUUGGUUGUAAGGAUACAAUUUUUAGCCAUCGAAAUUGCUAGAAAUCGUGAAGGAUAUAACGAUAUCAUUAGAGAAAAAUUUAAACCUGAAAUAAAACUCAGAAAUGAAACGUAAUAUAUA